UCAAUAAUGUCCCAUGCCUCUGAACAGCCUGGUGCUCAAACUUGGACGCGGACUGAAAAUAAUGUUGUUUCCCGCGGGGGCGAGCGUUCCGGUCACCGAAAGCGAGCCUCGGGACUCGUGUUUGAGUUUGUAAAAUUGUUUUAAGGACUCUGAAUAACUCAUCGGCUUGUUUUUGGACUCUUGCUGAUAAUGGUAAGCAGUAGCUGAGUGUUUUGAUCCCGGUCAGUGACAGCCUGCAGACGGCAGGGAGAGCUGUGCGGCGAUCACGCUGUACUUGAUUAUGAGCGCUCGCAAGAAGUGAAGAGAAUCUGGGAGCUGAUUUCUUGCUGGGACGACAAUACUUUUAACACAGUGUGUGGCAGAUCAAAGCCAGAGGAGCCAUGGAGGCCUCACAGGACCUCAGCGAACAGAUGGUAAAGAAAUCACACAGUGAAUCUCAUGUUCCAGACCCUUCAGACGUCAGGUCUAUGGAAAUGCAGGACCUAGCCAGUCCUCAUAACCGAGUGGGAGGUGGAGAUUCGACAGGCUCCAAGCUGGACAAGAACAACCUUGGCAGCCCAUCUAUCACCACCAAUGGAACAGGAGGUGAAAGCAUGACCGUUCUUAACACGGCUGAUUGGCUGUUGGGCUGCAGCAGCCCAUCCCCUGCCACAGGCUCCAAGGAAUAUGUGAAAACAGAGCCGUUGAACAACAGCGAUACAGUUACUACGACAGGGGACACAGCCCUGGAUACAUACGCAGGCUCAGUAAUCACCAGCAGCGGGUACAGCCCUCGUUCAGCCCACCAGUACUCCCCCCCUCUCUACCCAUCCAAGCCCUACCCUCACAUCCUCUCCACGCCGGCAGCUCCUUCCAUGCCGACGUACACCGGCCAACCUCAGUUCAGCAGCAUGCAGCAAUCAACCGUCUAUACUGCUUAUUCUCAGACAGGCCAGGCCUACGGAUUGUCUACCUAUGACCUCGGUGUGAUGCUUCCCGGCAUAAAAACAGAAAGCGGCCUAGCCCAGAGUCAGUCUCCUCUGCAGACAGGCCUCAGCUACAGCCCCGGCUUUACCACACCUCAGCCUGGACAGACUGCCUACUCCCCCUAUCCAAUGCCAGGUUCCAGUUUCACUCCUUCCUCAGGCCUCUACACCACCAACAACUCUGUGUCCAACCCCGCCAACUACACUGCCACACAGCAGGAUUAUCCCUCAUAUACGACGUUUGGCCAAAACCAGUACGCUCAGUAUUAUUCCACCUCCCCUUACGGGACGUACAUGACCUCCAACAACGUGGAUGGCACCGGUUCCACAGCAGCCUACCAGCUGCAAGAUCCCACCCCCGCCAUAACCGGACAGGCCGCUGAACUUCACCCAGGGGACUUUGAUACAGUGCAGAGCCCUUCCACACCCAUCAAAGAGCUGGAUGACAGAGCCUGCCGGAGUGGGGGGUCUAAGUCUCGGGGCAGGGGCCGCAAGAACAACCCCUCCCCUCCUCCCGAUAGUGACCUGGAGAGGGUGUUUGUUUGGGAUCUGGAUGAGACGAUUAUUGUCUUCCAUUCUUUGCUCACAGGCUCCUAUGCACAAAAAUAUGGCAAGGACCCUCCCAUGGCGGUAACACUGGGUCUGAGGAUGGAAGAGAUGAUCUUCAACUUGGCUGACACACACUUAUUUUUUAAUGACCUGGAGGAAUGUGAUCAGGUGCAUAUUGAUGAUGUGUCAUCAGAUGACAAUGGCCAGGACUUAAGUACUUACAGUUUUGCAACUGAUGGCUUCCAUGCAGCUGCAACCAGCGCAAACCUGUGCCUGGCUACGGGCGUCCGCGGCGGAGUCGACUGGAUGAGGAAACUGGCCUUCCGCUACCGACGAGUCAAAGAGUUGUAUAGCACGUACAAAAACAAUGUGGGGGGUCUGCUGGGUCCUGCUAAGAGAGAUGCCUGGCUGCAGCUCAGAGCUGAGGUGGAAGCUCUGACUGAUUCCUGGCUCACCCACGCACUCAAGUCCCUGUCCAUAAUCAGCUCCAGGAGUAACUGUGUAAAUGUGUUGGUGACCACAACACAGCUCAUACCAGCGCUGGCCAAAGUUCUCUUAUAUAGUCUGGGAUCUGUUUUUCCUAUUGAGAACAUUUACAGUGCAACAAAAAUAGGCAAAGAGAGCUGUUUUGAGCGUAUAGUCUCCCGCUUUGGCACAAACAUUACAUAUGUUGUGAUUGGCGAUGGAAAGGAUGAAGAGCAUGCCGCCAGCCAGCACAACAUGCCUUUCUGGAGGAUAUCAAGUCACUCUGACCUGCUGGCAUUACACCAAGCACUGGAGUUUGAGUACCUGUAACUGUUAUAGCAAUAUGGACUCAUUGCAUUGUCACAUGGACACGGUCAGCCAGGCAGCCCCUUUCUUUUGUAUAACUAUUUAAGAACACACGACACUGCAAGUGUUUCUGUGAUUACUUUCGUUUCCUGUCUUGUUUUUUGAAUGUCUGGAUUUACAAACUCGUAAUGGUCUUAAGAGGUUAAAGGAGGUAAAGAAGAGGAAAGUGGGAUUAGGAAAAGGCUAUCCGACAUCCUUGCUCAGCCCCGCUGGUCCUGAUUCUGGGGACAGACCUCUGAAAAUCCAGUCUGCUGUUCUUGCAGCUGUAGCAGGCUAAAACUGUCAAGGCUUAAGACCUUCCUUGGACUGGGAGGAUAUUUUUUUUCCCUUGAGAUCUAGUUUGUGGUCAGAGCACCCAGGUGGAAAUGAGGACUUGCGGCAUCACUUGGGGGGUAAAGAUCAUUGGCUAUGCAUUAAUUUGAAGGCUUCUCUGUACAGACCAUAUCAUGUAUACUGGGAUAACAGCUUUUUUUGUAAGGGUUUUGUUCCCGGUGGUAUAAUAAUCACGACAAAAGAAUGCAGUCUGUGGUAGAAAUUUGUGUAAAUUAUUUACAAUAAACUUACAUGACAGUGGUAGGGUUUUGGGGUUGUUUUUCUUUUUCUUUUUGGUCAAAUAAUUGGAAAUUUUGAGGCUCUUUUGUUUUUUCCUUCUGGUUUUUGUAUUUUGUUUUCUUUCUGGUGGGUGGGGCUUGAAGAUGUGCGUCAUGAUGUGUUGUGCCUUAAUGUGUUUGAAUGUCUUUUCUUUAUUCAGAAAUGUCUAUGUAUGUAGAUAUAAAGGAGAAAACUUA
Oreochromis aureus is the source of this 3133-nucleotide messenger RNA. RefSeq names its product EYA transcriptional coactivator and phosphatase 4 (gene eya4). Gene Ontology annotation, molecular function: protein tyrosine phosphatase activity. Gene Ontology annotation, cellular component: nucleus. The transcript has 20 exons. The record is from RefSeq and is a predicted model, not a curated record. NCBI's taxonomy places the organism in Eukaryota, Metazoa, Chordata, Actinopteri, Cichliformes, Cichlidae. Gene Ontology annotation, biological process: cell differentiation; multicellular organism development; positive regulation of DNA repair. The coding region runs from base 381 to 2309 and encodes 642 amino acids.